CUGGGUUGCCUUGCCUGAUUGCUGCUGCUCUGCUCUCCCCCCUUUGGAAAGCUAGUUCCCGACUCGAGCGGAGGGCUCUAUUGUUAUUUAUUGUGUGGCUUGUGUUGCACGCUGUGCCUGCUGCAUGGGGCUGGCUGGCUGGCUUGGAGAGGGAGUGAGGGAAGUGAGUGGAGUGAAGGGAGGGACAGACAGGCAGGCAGGCAGACUCACUCACCCGCCCGCAGUGGGGGGAGCCCCUUAGCUGGCACCGCCAGGCCGUUUCCAGCGGAGCCCAAAGUUUUGACUGCCGGAGAGCACAGGAGCAACAGCAGCCUUUGGCUUAGGAGCUGGGUGCUGAUGGUGGCGAUCACACAGUCGCAGAGCUUUUUCUAUCGCUCACAGGGAGGUGAGAAAGAAGUAAGCUACCAACGUAGAGUUGCAGCCUAUCCUCCUGCCCAUCAGCUGAUGUCACAAGUGACAGCUAACACCUCCUGAAACAUGGCACAGUGACAAUCAGUGACUGAAAAGUGAGGACAGCCAGGGUAAGAAGAUUGACCUUUUUUGGUUGGCUGUAGCUGAAGAUUGCUUGGCCGAAGCCACUUAAAAGGUUUUUGAGUCAUGAUGCAAGAAUCUGGGACUGAGACAAAAAGUAACGGUUCAGCCAUUCAGAAUGGAGCAAGCGCUGGUAGCCAUAUACUAGAGUGCAGCCUGCGGGAAGCGAGAUCAAACGGAGAGACACCUUCAGUGGAAAUUGGUGCAGCAGACCUAGCCCACCUUCAACAGCAGCAGGCUCUUCAGGUAGCAAGGCAGCUUUUGUUACAACAGCAGCAGCAACAACAACAACAACAGCAGCAGCAGCAGCAACAACAACAACAACAACAACAAAUUAGUGGGCUGAAGUCUCCCAAGAGGAAUGAGAAACAACCAUCCCUUCAGGUUCCUGUGUCAGUGGCUAUGAUGACACCUCAAGUUAUCACUCCUCAGCAAAUGCAGCAGAUCCUCCAGCAGCAAGUGCUAACUCCGCAGCAACUUCAGGUCCUGCUCCAGCAGCAGCAGGCACUCAUGCUUCAGCAGCAGCAGCUUCAAGAAUUUUAUAAGAAACAACAGGAACAGUUGCAGCUACAACUUUUACAGCAACAACAUGCCGGAAAACAGCCUAAAGAGCCCCAGCAGCAACAGGUGACGUCACAGCAGUUGGCCUUUCAGCAGCAGCUUUUGCAGAUGCAACAACUGCAGCAACAGCACCUCCUGUCUUUGCAGCGCCAGGGUCUGCUGACGAUUCAGCCUGGCCAGCCUACCUUGCCAUUGCAGCCACUUGCUCAAGGCAUGAUUCCAAAUGAACUGCAGCAACUCUGGAAGGAAGUGACGGGUUCUCACACAGCAGAGGAAGCCGCAAGCAACAACCACAGCAGUUUGGACCUGUCGACAACAUGCAUCUCCUCCUCGGCCUCCUCUAAGGCCUCCUUAAUAAUAAACUCACAUGCCUCAACAAAUGGACAACUAUCAGUCCACACUCCUAAAAGAGAGAGUUUAUCCCACGAAGAACACUCUCAUAGCCAUCCGCUUUAUGGGCACGGAGUAUGCAAAUGGCCAGGCUGUGAAGCAGUAUGCGAAGAUUUCCAGUCAUUUCUAAAACAUCUCAACAGUGAGCAUGCGCUGGAUGAUAGAAGUACAGCCCAAUGUAGAGUGCAAAUGCAGGUUGUACAACAGUUAGAGCUGCAGCUUUCAAAAGACAAAGAGCGCCUGCAAGCUAUGAUGACACACCUACAUGUAAAGUCAACUGAACCAAAAGCUACACCUCAGCCUCUGAACCUUGUAUCUAGCGUCACACUUUCAAAGACUGCAUCAGAGGCUUCUCCGCAGAGCUUACCUCAUACCCCCACCACCCCAACAGCACCCAUCACUCCUGUUACCCAGGGACCUUCUGUCAUCACUACUACCAGCAUGCACAAUGUCGGACCCAUCCGAAGGCGGUACUCUGACAAAUACAACGUGCCCAUCUCUUCAGCAGAUCUUGCGCAGAACCAAGAAUUCUACAAGAAUGCAGAAGUCAGGCCACCCUUUACAUAUGCAUCCUUAAUUAGGCAGGCCAUUCUUGAAUCUCCAGAAAAGCAGCUAACACUAAAUGAAAUCUACAAUUGGUUCACGCGAAUGUUCGCCUACUUCAGACGCAAUGCAGCAACGUGGAAGGGUGCUAUUCGCACCAACCUAUCCCUGCAUAAGUGCUUUAUCAGAGUAGAGGAUGAGUUUGGGUCCUUUUGGACUGUUGAUGAUGAAGAGUUUAAACGGGGCCGUCAUAUUCAACGAGGCCGUCCUAGAAAAUUCUGCCCUGAUGAAAACUUUGGCGAGCUUGUUACACAAAACCCUUCACUUAUUAAAAACAUGCAGACCAGCCACACCUACUGCUCACCUCUCAGUGCUGCUUUACAGGCUUCAAUGGCUGAGAACAGUAUACCUCUGUACACUACUGCUUCCAUGGGAAAUCCCACUCUGGGCAGUUUAGCCAAUGCUAUGCGGGAAGAUCUUAAUGGUGCAAUGGAGCAUGCGAACAGUAAUGGGAGUGACAGCAGCCCAGGACGUUCCCCUAUGCAAGCAAUGCACCCGGUUCAUGUUAAAGAAGAACCAUUAGAUCCAGAUGAAAAUGAAGGCCCGCUGUCCUUAGUGACAACAGCCAAUCACAGUCCAGAGUUUGACCACGACAGAGAUUAUGAAGACGAAAAUGUAAAUGAGGACAUUGAAUGAAUAUGUCUGUGAUGUGAUCCUGCAAAUGAAGAUCACGGGGAGGGAGGAAAAAAAACAUAUACUUCAAAAUUAGCUGUGAAAUCUCUCCCCCAUUAUUGUACAGUCUGGAGGAAACACUUGGUCCAUUUUGACAGCUAUAAAGUACGUUAACUCUUAGUGCCAUCAAGUAUCCCAUUUGGGAGUAUUUUUGAUUUUUCUACUUUUUGUUGAAAAAAAAACAAAACAAAGGAAUUUGUACUCUGUGCAUUGGAUGGACUUGUUUGGUACUUGGGAUUCCCUCUCACAGUCAACAUCAGUGUUGUAAAUUUGUUCAACCAAUUCAUUUAUCCACAAUUUGGCAGCAGACUUUGGACUGCAAUUCUUCCAAUUUGGGACACCGAAGACAUCAAGCUGAGCAUGUACACAUAAUUGCAGAUCAAGCCUUUGCCCAGAUUUUGAGGAUUCCAAUGGACAAUAUUUGCACAGUAUCGCAUGUUGAUUAUCACUGCCUUCACUUUUUCUUUCUUUGCUUCCAUUUGGGAUGGGGAAGUCGUGUGCGUGUGUGCACACGUGCAUCUACAUGUGUGCGUGCAUAAGUGUGUGUGUGUGUACUGAAGAGGGGUUAAAAGAAAAUUCUCCCAAUUUUUUUAGUGUAUAACUUUGAUUUCCCCCCUACUUCUCCUUCACCAUUUUAAGUUCUGACCUCAGGCCUCAACUGGCCAGAGCCUUUUGAGGCUUAAAUGUUUUCUGUACUUUUGUGAUGAAUGUUAAUAGGUGUUUUUAUUAUACAAAGCUGAAUGUCCUUGGAAUUGUUUGUAGUUCUUUUUCUACCAUUCAUUCCAGUUUCCUUCAGAUGCCAUCAUGUUUUCUUUCGCUAUGGAAAACAUUCCAGUUUGGGCUAUAUUCCCACUCCUCACCCCCCCCCCCAAAAAAGAAAAAGGUUUCAAAAGCUGCUGUAACCGUGUGCAAAGAUAUCUUUGAUCAGAAAGAAAGGUAGUUGCAAGAAUUGAGAAUGAAAGGCAAACCAGCACAAAACAGUAUAUAGGAUGCGGUGCAAAUUCAUUCCACAGAGCAGUGUAUGUUGUUAUCAUCGUUCAGAGUUUUGUUUCUGGGCUUUCAUUUCUUUUUUUGCAGUAAUGGUAAAUAUUUAGUAACACAAACUUUUAACAGCACAAAAAACACUGAACAUACACCAUGCAGGGUUUUAUUAUGUCAGAAAUGAAUAUAAUCGUGGAAAGCUCUUAGCCUUUUAACCUGAGUUUCUGGGACAUCAAAUGCUUCUGGAAUAUCUAAAAUACCAAUCUGCCUAUACGUAUUUUCGAUUCACGUUCGAAAGUGGGCAUUAUGGGAGCAUUGUACGUGAUUAAACAGUUUGAGAAUUGACUGGUGGUAUCCAUCAGCUUGAAUACAAUUUAGGUUUUGGAUUCAACUUCUAGGGAAGGCCCACUAGUUGUAAAGUGUUAAUAAUUUUAACUCUGCAAACUGCAGUUAAGAACAUUACACAAUACUACACCAACCAGUAUCAGAAACUGACAACUUGAAACCUGUGGGUGAAUUAGCACUGUUGCAAGUUGCAGCAUUCUUCAAAGCAAAUGCGGGCAGGCAGCUGCUGUUAGAACAUUGGUACCCAUUGAUCACCGCACAUCUAAACACUUUCCAUUCUCCAGCCACUUCUCCGUAACUCACUUAUUUAUGUCGGACUAUAGCUUUUUAAUUUCAAACGCCUUUCUGUUUUUUUUAAUUUAUAUUCUACUUUUGUACCUUUCCCCCUAAAAUUACCAAAGAUAUUACACAAAGGUAAAUUAUGUUCUCUGUUAUAUGCUUUAUCUUAUGAAGCCAAAUAUCCUCUUAUUGUUGAUCAAAGGAGGUGAAAGAAUUUAGAAGCAAAUGUCAAGAUACGGGCUAUGGCUAACCUGAGAAGGGAAACUGCUCCUUUAUUAGAGUCUAAGUUAGAAGACCAAGUAGAUUGCUGAACCAAAGUUGUUGUUGUUUUGUUUUUUGUUUUGUUUUUGUUUCUUUACAGGGACCAAAUGUAUUUCUGUAAAGAAAGACCUUUUAAGGCUAAAGCUAUGGAACAGUAUUAAGUGAAGGGAGCAUGUAAGGACAGCAUUUCAUCCUGAGAAAACAGGAGAGUAGUCUAAUUUUCCUGCAAAACAAAGGAGAUGCUUACAUAAUAUUCAGAAGAACUCUCGCAACUUAAACUGAACCAUAUAAUAGUAUCUCAAGAAUUUUAUUUUCUAACCUUUUGUUUGGUCUCCGGCCUUGCAAAUCCUAUUCACUUUUGUUAAAAGCAAAUUGCAAGGCAAUUUCUGUUUAAUUUGCUUUAAUCUGUGCACAGGACCUUAGAGUGAUUGUGACUGUUGUUGUGUUUGGGGUUUUUUUUCCCCUUUGAAAUUUGGUCAGCAUCUUCCAUGCAGAAUAACACUCCUGUCCCCUUGUAAACUUUGGUACCAUUCAAGUCAAUGGGAGAUUUUUGCCAUUAACUUCAACUGGAUGCAAAUUGCUGCAUCCUUUACUGACAGUGAAAUAUAUAAAAACACAACUUCCCACCCACCCCCUAUUCCUGAUUUUGUUUUAAUUUAAAGGAGGGCAGUCUGUGGUCAUUUGAAACAUUUUGGAAACAAACCGUAUUCAGGCAGCGCCAUGGCGUGCAGGAGAUGGCCAGGGGGGAUCACAAGAAGCGAUCCCUGUGCUUCAAAACUGAGUGGUUUUGCUGGUUAGCUUGGUAUUCCAAAAGGGGAUAAAAAUCUGGUAGAUUAGUUCAUUCUCAGCAUGUGUAGCUAGACGAGUAAAGAUAACAGCAUGAGAAACUGUUAGUACGCAUACCUCAGUUCAAACUGUUAGGGAAUGAGUAAUUUUUUUUAAAAAAACCUACAUUUCACUCAGUUGCACUUAGUUAUAUGUCUUGCAUGCAUAGUCUAAAGACUGUAGCAAAAUAAUAAAAGAGAAAAUGAAAUAAUAAAAAAUUAGACUUACCGUAUCUUGCAGGUAUCACUGACCUGCAGAAGAACCAAGAGAAAAAUCUCAGGCUUUACAUCAAGCAAACUUUGCUAUUUUUUACAAAUUUCUGAUUCUGUGUCCCUUUCAAUAAUAACAAUUGUUCCUAUAGGGUGGGGUUUAUUAUGUUGUACAUAUAUAGCCCAAUGUGUCUCUGUGAUCCUUUUUGUCUUUUGGUGGGUGGGAUGGGGCGGCAGGGGAAAGAAAUGGGGAGGGAGAAGGUCCUUUUUUAAUAAAAAAAAAAUAUCAUUCCUCAAAAGGAAUAAAUGCAUACCUGUUAAAACACCCUUUGCUUUUUGUGCAACUGCUUUAUAUAAACUAUACUUUUAAAAAAUGCUUUGGGGAAAAAAUCCUACUGUAUGUAAUGGAAUUGCAGAAUAUGCUGCACAUAUAUUUUAUUUAGUUAUCCUUGCUUUAAGACUAUUGGAUGACAUUUGCUGACAUGUGGGAGAAAAUCCCAAACUCUCUGUUUUGGUUUUGGCAGAUUCCCCCCCCCCUUCUGGCUUCUAAAAUGUAACAUAGUUGACAAAUGAUUCCCAACCCCCCAACCCCCCUGUUAUGGAUCAAAUCAUUUUUGUACAGGUUUUUUUGUUGUUGCUGUUGUUGCUGUUAUGCUGUUUUGUUUUCAUUUUAAAUACUUUCCCUGCCCCUUCUGUUAUUUCCCUACCACUGCCUAUUUCUGGCUGUCUUAAGGGGCGGGGAAAAGUUGUUUCAAAAAAAUGUUUUCUCCUCCUGCAGUAAAUACUUUGCAUGAUGAAUUCCAAGGUCACACUUUCAAAGUUUUAUCAGUGAAGUAGUGAUUAAUAAUGGAGAGUGUCAAAAAUUAUUGAACUUUUGUAUAAAAAAAAAAAGAAAUACUUUACAAGGUGCCAAGAUGUAAAGACAAUUUGUUACAUGCUCUGUUUUUAUUUUAUUUUCUCUCAAAAGAAAAGCGUACAUUAUGAAAGUAGUACAGGUAAACCACUGUCAGGAAUGAGAGUCGAAGCCAACCUUAUCCACACACACACACACACACACACACACACACAAUAAAAACCUCUCCAUGGAACUGACUGAGCUCUCUUCCCUCCCCCAGCUGAGCUCGGCUGUCAGCUCUGAUCACCUGUUCCAGAGCAAAAGGCGCAGGGAUGGAAGAGGGGAAAGUCUUCCUCCCCACAUAGACUCCAAAUGCAGCAACGUGUCUGCAGUUUCCUGCUGCAUUUGCAGACCUCUAGACGGAAAUGAAUACCCUGCAUGUACCCCUAAGGGCUGGAUGCAGCAGGUUCUCUUAGCAACUUCUUGCACCGACAGUAGAAAGAGUUCCAUAGCCAGAACCCUCUUUUUGUGUAAAGCUCAUCCCUUCUCUGGAUUGGGACAACGCAGUUCAAAUGCUUAAAACCUGCUGGAUUUCUACAUUUGACCAGAGGCAGAAUAAAAUGGGGGGGGGGGGGAGAGAAUCAAGGCUUAUGUUAAACUUCAGUAAGGAAAUACAAUAAAUAAAAAUGUUUGAUUCUCCUUUAGGAGAGCCCAGCCAUAGCACCCAUGAUCAGCUUAUCAGGGGUGGGAGAAGGAGGAGAUGGGGAGGGGGUAUGAAUCUACGAAUAAUACAAAUCAUUAGAUAUUUUAUAUAUAAAUAUAUAUAUAAAAUAUAUCAAAGUUUAAAAAAAUAAUUUUGAACUGUUGUAGUUUUCAGAAUGCUGACAAGCUACGUUCCUUAUAGCAUGGAGAAUGUGUUUUAAACUCUCUUGGAAAGUUUUGGUAUCUUUUUUGCUUAACGUACUUUUUAGAUGUCACGGAAAACUAAUUUAUCAUUCUUAAAAGUCUUGAGAGUUACAUUUGCAGACCCGUUCCACGUUUUUAAACAGGCCCAGAGUUAGUAACAGGAUAUCUCCUUCCCAAAAGCCUUGAUGAAAAUGGUACAGUCCAGACUGUUAGCAUGGUUCUUCAUGUGUAUGUGCUGCCAGUAACAAGAUUCCCCUUUUUUUGUUUUGGUUUGGUUUUUGAGGCAUACAAGAAACUCAUUCCUUACAUCAACUGUAAUUCCAUCAUUCCAUGUCUGUUGAUGCAGACAAUAAAAUGUUGUGUAGUCAGUACUUAUUACUGACAUUAUAGCAUUCUCUAAUGCAAUAAAAGUGCUGGUUGUUCACACUGGU
This is a messenger RNA of Podarcis muralis (Common wall lizard), 7829 nucleotides long. RefSeq names its product forkhead box P1 (gene FOXP1). Gene Ontology annotation, biological process: regulation of transcription by RNA polymerase II. The record is from RefSeq and is a predicted model, not a curated record. Gene Ontology annotation, molecular function: DNA-binding transcription repressor activity, RNA polymerase II-specific; RNA polymerase II cis-regulatory region sequence-specific DNA binding. Gene Ontology annotation, cellular component: nucleus. Lineage: Eukaryota; Metazoa; Chordata; Lepidosauria; Squamata; Lacertidae.